CAUUAAUUACGCACAUCCCCCCUCCCCCUGUCAGCCUAGGCCAAAGGCCAAUGCCAGGUCUCACGCCGCAAUUUCUCCCAGGACAUUUUUUGUUGGCACCGAACCACCUUCUUCACAAAGGGGCACCCAUGACACCGAACCCUUCGCGUUGGGACGCAGAAUCCAGGGGAUAACUACGAACUGUCACAUUUGCAGCCUUGUAAUCCCGUGGUUCCCGAAACGUGCAUCCCCUAGACGAAGCCUCGGCACACGACCCGACGACGCUACCUUACCUACCUACCUACGUAAUUGAGCACAUCUACCUCGACCACCAUGAACGCCAUUCAGCAAAAGUGUCGUCCCAAGCACCAGGUCCUUGUCCUGAAAUGCUAUCCGCGGACUGCCAAGGGUGCCGUCGAUGUCAAGCCAAACUCCAGCGAACUCAGCUACCUACUGUUCUACGCCCAGUCCCGACGGUCCAAGAUUCAGAAAGUUGGCAGCUUCCUCGAGAAGAAGACGGCUAGCGAUGUCUGGCGCCAGCGGAUAGGGAACGUGCAGGUCACACUGCAGAUACUCACGGCCCUGAUCGAAAAGACGCCCAAGGACCUCCCGCUCUUCGCAUCAUGUGUUCUCCAGAUACUCGAACAGAUUCUCAAGUCCCGCGACAUCACCAUGGUGGAGUCGUCCAUUCCGACCUUUGAAGCCUUCUGUACCCACCAUGACCCGACCUCCCUCCUGGCCGACCAGGCCUACUUGCGCCAGUACCUGUACGUUGUCCAGCAGUACGCUUCUCUCGCCUCGACGCGCGCCUUCGCCGGGAAACUUGAGCCUAGCAAGCCCAUUGCCCUUCGCUGGAGAAACACGGGUCUGAAGGCCAUCAAGAGCGUUGCCUCGUCCGAGACCCUCUCCUCCGUCACGACUCAGCAGUACGAUUUGGCUGUUCCCAUGAUAUUGGAAAACCUAUGGACAGAUAACGAAGAUUUCCUGGACGUCUUGCACCAGCGGGCCGAGAUGGGAGAGAAACUCGGCGGUACGCUAUUGCGGAGACGGACUAGCGUUGCGACGGUGCAGACGGCCGAGAGCGAGUCCAACACGAACCCCAUCGCGCUCGCCGACACUGCCGUGGACAUGGACAAGCUGGCGGAGGAGGACACCGGGGUGUUGGCGAUGGAAUGCCUGAGACAACUCUUUGUUGCUACAAACCGGUCGCAGGUCCAUGCUGCCACCGUUGCGCUCCUCAAAUUUAUCCAGGAGCGCGUGAGCCAGCAGGAGGAGGUCGUCAAAACAGAUUCGGACGGAAGGGACAGCGGCUGGGCUGUCAAGAUGUUCCUCCUGGCCGCCCGAUGGGCUCCCGUCGCCGACCGCUUCACCAUCCUCGUCACAGCGAUGGAUUCGCUCGCCGAGCAACCCCUGACGGACGAUUCGCUGCAGCAACACGUCGUUCUAGCAGCCAUGAUUGGUGCGCUCCUGCGAUCCGAUAUCAACCUGAUCGGUCUCAGCGUGAUGGAUGUCCUGGUCCAGCUCAUUGCCCACAUUCGGAAGCUGGUGCAAAUGCCGGGGGACCCGAACAGCAUGAGGAGUGAGCCGCAUCUCCCUGGGGAACCCGAUCCCCGCGCGCAAUCCGGCCUUCAGUACACCGACAAGGCGGAGCAGGCUGUGGCUGAACGCAAAAAUGUUUUGUAUCGGCUGCAGGAAUGCAUCGGCGACCUGGCCACGCACGUCUACUAUGCCGACCAGAUUUCCGACAUGAUUUCUACCAUCCUGCAAAAGCUGAGGCCCUCGCGGUCGAACAGUACCUCUGGUUCGCCCCACGGAGAGAAGACCGACACCCCUAAAUCAUCUGUGAAUGCUCUUGGCGACGAGCAUCACGCCGAUUCUUUAUUCGCCCUUACCGUGGCCAAAAUUGCCGCGCUGAGAGCCAUCAAGUCGGUUCUCCUUGUGGCCAACCCGCGUACCAAGAUGAGCGGGAACCUCGGCCUGUCAAGAAGCCACGUCCCAAUCCAGAUCUGGGAUGGUACCCAGUGGCUGCUGAAGGACCAAGACGGUCUCGUCCGGAAGGCCUAUGCAGACGCCGUGAUGACAUGGUUGGACCGCGAGACAACGAGCGCCGAUUCGAAAGCCAGAGACGAGACGGCUCGGCCCAUGCUCAAGACCCGGGAGCUGCAGGGCGCCGCGCUUGCGAAGCGGGCCGUAUCUAGUGCCUCGGCCCGCGAGAAGCCCGUCAAGACUCCCCGGUCACACUUUUUGCAGCUCCUCCACCUGGCUAUCUACGACAACGCCAUCCAGUAUAUCGACUAUGAGACCGAUAUCUUGCUUCUCCACGUUUUGCUAGCGAAGCUCGUGGAUAAACUUGGCGUGAACGCCGUUCGGUACGGCUUGCCUAUGAUCUUCAGGCUGCAGGAGGACAUCCAGGAUGCCGAGACCCCGGUCCACAAAGUCCAGUUGGGCAGUUUGGUGCACGGAUACUUUUGGAUGCUCACGGAGAAGUUCGAUUUUGAUGGGACUGUUAUAGGGCGGGCAGUUCACAAUGAGAUCGUCCGGCGCCGCAGCAAGAACUUCUGGGUCGAGGGCGUCAGCCUACCGGUUCCCCUUCUUGACUUGGUGGGGACGCCUGGGACGGUCCAGCGUCAGCCGAGACUGCCCUCCGACGAAAUCGAGUCGGAGGCCCUUCUCCCCUUCGAUGAGCGACUGGGGCUUGUGGAGUGUGUGUGCACGGCGUAUCAACAGCAGACCAUCUCGCCGCCGCAAAGCCCGGCAGCUAGUCCCGGCCGCAGCUUCUCGCACCCGAUCCUGGGCACGACGACGAGCGCCAUCCCGAGCAUCGAAACGGAGCAUGAGGUGCCUGAUCAUAUCCGUGAGCAGAUGCUUAGCGAAUGGAGCCGCGAGGCCGUCCUUGCAGCCGUGCAAACGGCCAGCAAAUCCGCAUCCCUCAAUGGGUCUCGGUCGGGAACGACCGGGACCAACCGCCUGAACGCGAACGGCGGAUUGGCAGCGAACGGACACAGCCUCAGGCCGGACAGGUCGUCACCGCACGGCAGCGGAACGAACCUCCGCCCGUCAACUUCGCCAAUGGGCGACGCAAUGCGCAAAUCAAGCCUCCGCAGCGGACACUCGCCAACGCCCGCCAGCAACGACGACGCCAAGGAACAAGUCACCUCAGUCGAGCAGCUCAAGCUCGUCCUAUCAGGCCACCUCCAGCCGCCGCCGACCAUGCACGGCCCCACCUUCCAACACGACGACUCCAGCAGCGACAGCCUCGUCAGCUACGACAUGACCCCGAGCGAGCUGUCCUUCAACCCGGCCACCCUCCCCGGCGCCAUCGCCGACCAGCACCAGUCCCCCGACCACACCCAGCAGCAGCGGCCCGUCUCGCGCGACCGCAAGGGCUCGCUCUCGGCUGGCGGCCCGCUCAACUCCCACCCCACCCCAGACGACGACGGCAACGACGUCGGCAGCACCGACGGCGGCGAUGACGCCGUCCCGCCCGUCCCGCCCAUCCCCAUGAGCCUGAUCCCCGGCGGCGCCGCGCGCGCGCCGUCACACUCAAACAGUGCGCAGGCGCAGGCGCAGGACCGCGGCGCCCAGGCCACGGUGCCGCGGCCGUCGACGUCGAAGCGCAGCGUCAAGAGCAGGGGUGGUGGACUUGGUAGUGGUCUUGGGGGUGGCAUUGGAGGUGGAGGUGGAGGCGGCGAGCACCGCGCGCUGUCGAGCUCGUGGGCGUCGUCGGUGCAGGAUGACGAGAAGCUGCCGGUUAUGGAUCUGAAUGCGUUGCUGAAGGGGAUUGAUGCGCAUGUCGGGGAGGAGGGGGGGCAGGAGGGGUUCGGGGGGGUUACGAGGCCGCCUUAUUAGUUUAGCUAGCUGAGUUGUUAGGUGGUAGUGGGGUUUACCGUGACAGAUAUCUUGGGUGUGGGUGUGAUGUGGGUGUUUAUUCUUGGGCUAUGAUUUAGACGGAUUUGUUGGGCAUGCCUGGCCCAGUAACCGCGGGUUUUAGG
Chaetomium fimeti is the source of this 3971-nucleotide messenger RNA. RefSeq lists its product as uncharacterized. Lineage: Eukaryota; Fungi; Ascomycota; Sordariomycetes; Sordariales; Chaetomiaceae. Gene Ontology annotation, biological process: protein localization to plasma membrane. Gene Ontology annotation, cellular component: plasma membrane. The coding region runs from base 313 to 3828 and encodes 1171 amino acids. The record is from RefSeq and is a predicted model, not a curated record. The transcript is spliced from 2 exons.